Messenger RNA from Ictalurus punctatus (channel catfish), 5940 nucleotides. Its product is annotated as titin. The record is from RefSeq and is a predicted model, not a curated record. Lineage: Eukaryota; Metazoa; Chordata; Actinopteri; Siluriformes; Ictaluridae. The transcript has 31 exons. Bases 122 to 5365 code for a protein of 1747 amino acids.
GUGUGUUUAUGCAAAACAACAGCAUCUUAACCCUCAAACACACUUUCUCUCACGCUUUGUUUUAUUCCCUAUCUAGCUGUUGGACUUGGAGGGUCGAGUGCGCGCGAAUCUUUACUGGAGAAUGAUGCCUUUUAAAACGACUUCUCUGCUUUGUCUGAUCUUUCUCCUCAUGAUCACGGGAGCUCUUGGGAAUGAAUGGAGUGUGACAUACAGCAAACUAAAUCUCUGUGCUUUAAAAGGAUCUACAGUGUUUAUGAACGUCACGUACACACACCCAACAUAUCUUACAGUGACGAACAGGUUUUGGUUAAUAAACGCAGUUCAGGGUAAAGAACCGACUGAUCUGCGUAAUGAAUCAGGUUACUCAGACAGAGUGGAGUAUUUAGGAGAUGAACAGAAACACUUCUCCCUCAGACUGAGUGACGUGAAGAAAUCAGAUGAACAAAAGUACUGGUUCAGAAUCAUAACAAAUGAAGAAAAAGAAAGAUACCAGGGUGAACCUGGAGUUACACUCACUGUUACAGAUCUUCAGGUGAUCGCUCCUGCAGAAGUGACAGAGGGACAAUCAGUCGUUCUGAUCUGUAAAACCAACUGCAGUCUGACUGAUCCAACAUUCAUCUGGUACAAAAACAGACGUGAUUUAACCACAAACACCCCCAAGAGCAAUGAACUCCACCUGCAGCCGGUCAGCAGUGAGGAUGCAGGCAGUUAUAGCUGUGCUGUAAGAGGAUAUGAACAUCUCCCCUCUCCUGCUCAAACCCUCAGAGUCAGAUAUUCUCCAAAGAACGUCUUAGUGUCCAUCAGGUCCUCUGGUGAAAUAGUGGAGGGCAGUUCAGUGACUCUGACCUGCAGCAGUGAUGCUAACCCACCUGUGAAGAACUACACCUGGUUUAAGGGGACAACAUCAGUAGGAAAAGGAAAUACCUACAACAUCUCCAAGAUCAGUUCUGAGGACAGUGGAGAGUACAAGUGCAACUGCAGUAAUGAAGUCGGACAUCAGGACUCCAUCAGUGUAACUCUGAAUGUUCUAUAUGCUCCAAAGAACGUCUCAGUGUCCCUCAGCUCCUCUGGUGAAAUAGUGGAGGGCAGUUCAGUGACUCUGACCUGCAGAAGUGAUGCUAACCCACCUGUGGAGAACUACACCUGGUUUAAGGAGAAAGAAUCGUCACCUGUAGGAUCUGGACAGAGUUACGGAGCACUACAGAGUGGACAGUACUACUGCGAGGCUCAGAAUAAACACGGCUCUGAGAGAUCAGCUGCAGUGUCCGUCACUUUAAACAGGGUUCAGAGCUUAGGUGUGUACGCAGGUGUUGGGGCUGUUGUGUUUGUGUGUGUUUGUCUCAUCAUCACCUUCCUGUUUAUCAGGAAAAAUAAAAGAAUUGUGUCAACAGUUAACCAAAGUUUAAAACAGGAAAAUCUUUACGCCAAUGUAGCAGUGACAAAUCCUAUCAACUCUGUAUCUGAUUCAGCCUCGGCCAAUCAGGAUGAAGUUCUGUAUGCCAGCAUUGUACACCAGAGUGCCGUUGACCCCUGGAAUGCUGAGAGUUCUGCUGUGAAAGCUUCUGCCUCUGAGGAUGAGGAGGUUCAGUACUCUAGUGUCAGAUUCACUCGCAAAGGUGCUGACUACAGAUCACAGUGGGAUCCUCAUUGGAAGGCCUACAGAAAGAGAGUAAAUGAUCACAGUAAGAUCCAGCAGAAGAUCAUUUCUAGCUCUGUUAGAGUGGAUGAAACAGACCUGCUCCUCUCACCUGUAGUCAGCACCGCUGCGAGUGAAUCUAACGAAUCUGACACUAGAGUACUGAACCUCCUCGUUCUCAGAGGCAGAAGCUUUCACAGUAGAACUCUCAGCAUUCACGGGGUCAAUGGCAUUCUGAUUUUCUAUGGAAUCUUUCCAGUAAUGAUGUUCCUCCAAAUGGCUUCUCCACUUCAUCUGGUCUUUCUGUUCAUGAUCUCAGGAGCUCUUGGGAAUAAAUGGAGUGUGACAUACAGCAAACUAAAUCUCUGUGCUAUAAAAGGAUCUACAGUGUUUAUGAACGUCACGUACACACACCCAACACAUCUUACAGUGGAGAACAGGUUUUGGUUAAUAAACCCAGUUAAGGGUAAAGAACCGACUGAUCUGCGUAAUGAACCAGGUUACUCAGACAGAGUGGAGUAUUUAGGAGAUGAACAGAAACACUUCUCCCUCAGACUGAGUGACGUGAAGAAAUCAGAUGAACAGAAGUACUGGUUCAGAAUCACAACAAAUGAAACAAAUCAAAGUUGGCAGGGUGAACCUGGAGUUACACUCACUGUUACAGAUCUUCAGGUGAUCGCUCCUGCAGAAGUGACAGAGGGACAAUCAGUCGUUCUGACCUGUAAAACCACCUGCAUUCUGACUGAUCCAACAUUCAUCUGGUACAAAAACAGACGUGAUUUAACCACAAACACCCCCAAGAGCAAUGAACUCCACCUGCAGCCGGUCAGCAGUGAGGAUGCAGGCAGUUAUAGCUGUGCUGUAAGAGGAUAUGAACAUCUCCCCUCUCCUGCUCAAACCCUCAGAGUCAGAUAUCCUCCAAAGAACGUCUCAGUGUCCAUCAGCUCCUCUGGUGAAAUAGUGGAGGGCAGUUCAGUGACUCUGACCUGCAGCAGUGAUGCUAACCCACCUGUGGAGAACUACACCUGGUUUAAGGGGACGACAUCAGUAGGAAAAGGAAAUACCUACACCAUCUCCAAGAUCAGAUCUGAGGACAGUGGAGAGUACAAGUGCAAGUGCAGUAAUGAUGUCGGACAUCAGGACUCCAUCAGUGUAACUCUGAAUGUUCUGUAUCCUCCAAAGAACGUCUCAGUGUCCAUCAGCUCCUCUGGUGAAAUAGUGGAGGGCAGUUCAGUGACUCUGACCUGCAGCAGUGAUGCUAACCCACCUGUGGAGAACUACACCUGGUUUAGGGUGAAUGAAUCGUCACCUGUAGGAUCUGGACAGAGUUACGGAGCACUACAGAGUGGACAGUACUACUGCGAGGCUCAGAAUCAACACGGCUCUGAGAGAUCAGCUGCAGUGUCCGUCACUUUAAACGGUGGCUUUGUAAUUAUGUACGUGACAAUUGGAGUUGGACUUUUUGGCCUUGUAGCUCUUCUCUCUGUACACUUCUGGCUGAGAAGCAGGAGACAGAAGAAAAAGGCAGAUGAAGGUGACUAUCAGAACAUCGGGCCGAGCGCUAAAGACGACACGUACGCAGCUCUCGACCUCGCGGGCCGGACAUCUGAUGAUGUGUAUCACACACUUGCACCAGGAUUCGGUUAUAAACAUAACAUACAACUUGUGAAAGAAGAAAAAGUCGAACCGGGGACCCGGAGACCAGCAGGAAGUGCGCAACAAUUCGGGAGCAAAGGAUUCUGCUUUAACACACUCAGAAUCUUACCAGUAAUGAUGUCCCUCAAAAUGGCUUCUCCACUUCAUCUGGUCUUUCUGUUCAUGAUCUCAGGAGCUCUUGGGAAUGAAUGGAGUGUGACAUACAGCGAAACAAAUCUCUGUGCUUUAAAAGGAUCUACAGUGUUUAUGAACGUCACGUACACACACCCAACACGUCUUACAGUGACGAACAGGUUUUGGUUAAUAAACCCAGUUAAGGAUAAAGAACCGACUGAUCUGCGUAAUGAAUCAGGUUACUCAGACAGAGUGGAGUAUUUAGGAGAUGAACAGAGACACUUCUCCCUCAGACUGAGUGACGUGAAGAAAUCAGAUGAACACAGGUACUGCUUCAGAAUCAUAACAAAUGUAGACAGAGAAAGAUUCCUGAGUUAUCCUGGAGUUAGACUCACUGUUACAGAUCUUCAGGUGAUCGCUCCUGCAGAAGUGACAGAGGGACAAUCAGUCGUUCUGAUCUGUAAAACCACCUGCAGUCUGACUGAUCCAACAUUCAUCUGGUACAAAAACAGACGUGAUUUAACCACAAACACCCCCAAGAGCAAUGAACUCCACCUGCAGCCGGUCAGCAGUGAGGAUGCAGGCAGUUAUAGCUGUGCUGUAAGAGGAUAUGAACAUCUCCCCUCUCCUGCUCAAACUGUCAGAGUCAGAUAUCCUCCAAAGAACGUCUCAGUGUCCAUCAGCUCCUCUGGUGAAGUAGUGGAGGGCAGUUCAGUGACUCUGACCUGCAGCAGUGAUGCUAACCCAUCUGUGGAGAACUACACCUGGUUUAAGGGUACGACAUCAGUAGGAAAAGAAAAGACCUACAACAUCUCCAAGAUCAGCUCUGAGGACAGUGGAGAGUACAAGUGCAAGUGCAGUAAUGAACUCGGACAUCAGGACUCCAUCAGUGUAACUCUGAAUGUUCUGUAUCCUCCAAAGAACGUCUCAGUGUCCAUCAGCUCCUCUGGUGAAAUAGUGGAGGGCAGUUCAGUGACUCUGACCUGCAGCAGUGAUGCUAACCCACCUGUGAAGAACUACACCUGGUUUAAGGGGACAACAUCAGUAGGAAAAGGAAAUACCUACAACAUCUCCAAGGUCAGAUCUGAGGACAGUGGAGAGUACAAGUGCAAGUGCAGUAAUGAAGUCGGACAUCAGGACUCCAUCAGUGUAACUCUGAAUGUUCUGUAUCCUCCAAAGAACGUCUCAGUGUCCAUCAGCUCCUCUGGUGAAAUAGUGGAGGGCAGUUCAGUGACUCUGACCUGCAGCAGUGAUGCUAACCCACCUGUGAAGAACUACACCUGGUUUAAGGAAACAACAUCAGUAGGAAAAGGAAAUACCUACAACAUCUCCAAGAUCAGAUCUGAGGACAGUGGGGAGUACAUGUGCAACUGCAGUAAUGAAGUCGGACAUCAGGACUCCAUCAGUGUAACUCUGAAUGUUCUGUAUCCUCCAAAGAACGUCUCAGUGUCCCUCAGCUCCUCUGGUGAAAUAGUGGAGGGCAGUUCAGUGACUCUGACCUGCAGCAGUGAUGCUAACCCACCUGUGGAGAACUACACCUGGUUUAAGGAGAAUGAAUCGUCACCUGUAGGAUCUGGACAGAGUUAUGGAGCACUACAGAGUGGACAGUACUACUGCGAGGCUCCAAAUCAACACGGCUCUGAGAGAUCAGCUGCAGUGUCCGUCACUUUAAACAGGGUUCAGAGCUUAGGUGUGUACGCAGGUGUUGGGGCUGUUGUGUUUGUGUGUGUUUGUCUCAUCAUCACCUUCCUGUUUAUAAGAAGCAGGAGACAGAAGAAAAAGGCAGAUGAAGGUGACUCUCAGAACAUCGGGCUGAGCGCUAAAGACGACACGUACGCAGCUCUCGACCUCACGGGCCGGAUAUCUGAUGAUGUGUAUCACACACUUGCAAUUACUCAUCCCAGUCCUCCUGCUGACACACCCACUUCCUAUGCCUACUGGACAGAACAUGAUGAAUGAAAUGAGUCCUGAAACAGCUGAUGGAUAGAGAGAGCUCCUCACUGAAGUGGAGAAACUGAAUCGCUCCUUUACACCAGCGACAUCAGCAUCUUACAGCCAUUUAAAGCAGCUUUAAUCAUUUUAUAGCAGUGUGUGAAGUACUUUUUCUCCUGCCAGCAGUUUAGGACUGCUCCAGUCAGCUGUAGAGUUUUCACUCAUUAGUUAUCGCUUCUUUAUUGUGAAUAUUGUAACUGAAUUAAGGGAUUGAAGCUCAACUGAAGUCCAGAAUGGAAAUAUAUUUAGCAGAGAAUGUGUAUUUAGUGAGAAAUAAAACUAAUUAUGAUGUAUUAACUUUCUCAGAACUGUACGCUGUAGGUCAGUGUUAUAGAUUUAAGCAGCUAAUGUGUCAGUGCUGAUUGAUCUAAAGUAAUUACUGCUAUAAACUCAUUUAAAGUAGUGAAGUGAUGUUUUAUUUACUGUUGACGGUGUGAGUGGCCAUGUUGGUCUGAUGUCAUGUACUGAACUCAGGGUUGUUCAGAUACAUCCUUGUUUCAUUUUGUCUCACUCCAAAUAAACAGAUAAAACAUAUUAUUCCA